AAGCUAAGCGCUUUAUGAGCGCGCGGAGAGAGAAGCGCUGAUUGAGAAAUAAAUAAGGACGCUAGUGUCAUUUGCGCUCAUAGAGGCGUCGGAUCUUACAGAAUAUUCCUACUUACAAACCUUUUCGAGCGUGGGACGUACAGCUUGCCUCCUUUCAGAAACUUUCUGCCUUUGCUUUCUUGACUCUGUUUAUUUAUUGGUGCUUUUGUGGCUUUAAGCACAAAGUCAUAAGACUGUGCCAGACUAUAUUUAUCUAGUAUAUAAACAACCUGCCAAAGUGAACAACUCGGAUUAAAAAGAAGAUCAGGCGACACAUUUGGAGACGUUUUCGCGUUCUGACAGACUUCUAGGUAUGUCUGUAGAAGUUAGUUCAACUCUGGACAGGUAACCAGGUGUCACUGUUGCUAUGGCAACACAGAUUCUGCCGUUGUUGCCUGCCCUCCUCACUGUCCUCCUCGUUUCCUGGACGGCAGCCCAGGACGUGGAUUGGCAUUUUGACUCUGCUAAGUGUCGCUAUGCUCUGGGGAUGGAGGAUGGCACCAUACCCGACUCUGAUAUCACCGCAUCCAGCGCCUGGUCCGACUCGACCGAGGCCAAACACGGCAGGUUGAGUACUGGAGAGGGGGACGGGGCGUGGUGUCCAGCUGGUCCAGUGUUUCCCAGCGGCUCAGAGUACCUGCAGGUGGAUCUGCGCAAGCUUCAUUUUCUGUCUCUGGUGGGCACACAGGGUCGCCAUGCAGACGGGCUCGGGCGGGAGUUUGCACGCAGUUACCGGCUGCAUUACUCUCGUGAUGGACGACACUGGAUAACGUGGAAGGACCGCUGGGGACAGGAGGUGGUGUCAGGGAACGAGAACACAUAUGAUGUGGUCCUGAAGGACCUGGGUCCGCCCAUCAUAGCGCGCAUGGUGCGCUUCUACCCGCUGGCGGACCGCGUGAUGAGCGUGUGUCUAAGAGUUGAACUCUACGGUUGUGUUUGGAAGGACGGACUAAAGGCAUACACCGCUCCUGUGGGUCAUGUGAUGGACCUGUCAGACACUCCUGUCUACCUUAAUGACUCCAUCUAUGAUGGCAGUAAAGAGGCAGGGGUGAUCUUCGGAGGAUUGGGCCAGUUGUGUGAUGGUGUUUUAGGUGGGAAUGAUUUCAUGGAGAGUAAAGAGCUGAGAGUGUGGCCAGGAUAUGAUUACGUCGGCUGGAAUCGAGAAACCUUGGGCCAGCCCACUGUUGACAUUGAGUUUCACUUCGAGAAAACACGGGUCUUUCACACCAUGCAGGUGCACAGUAAUCACAGACACACUCAGCAUGUGCGGGUGUUCAACGAAGUGGUGUGUGAGUUUAAGGCCAGUCUGUUGAGCCCGUGGGCGGAGCCUGCGCUCAGUCUUCAAGUGCCGCUGUCUGACCUACACGACCCUUCGUCCCGCACCAUCUCACUGCCACUCGGAGGACGACCCGCGCAAAUUCUCCGCUGCCGUUUUUCUUUCAGUGACCACUGGCUCCUCAUCAGCGAGAUAAGCUUCUACUCGAUGCCAUUUGAGGAUGGAUCCAUCCUUUCUCCUCUGCCUUCCUCCAGCACUCGUCCUCUCAAUGCUACUUCUCCUCCAACCCCCAGCCCCGCAAACGGAACCAGCAGCCCCACCGACCUCCUCAUGACCAUUACUUCACUGCUGCCCAGCAGCAUACCAACAGAGUUUCCUGCUGUCACUCUGAGGGCGGGCUUACCUAUGGCCAAAGAUGACAGCAGCAACACGGCCAUCCUGAUUGGCUGCCUGGUUGGAAUUAUCCUGCUCCUAUUGGCUGUCAUAGCUGUCAUACUUUGGAGGCAGUACUGGAAGAAACUACUUGGCAAGGCCCAAGGCAGCCUCUCCAGCGACGAGUUGCGGGUUCAUCUUUCGGUUCCAUCGGACAACGUGGUGAUCAACAACACUAACACCCACACAUACUCCAGCCGCUACCAGCGCAUACACACCUUCCCCGACGACCGGGACCGCGAGGGAGAAUACCAGGAGCCCAGCACUAUACUGCGGCCCCGAGGGCAACGUGAUAGCACAGCACUGCUGUUAAACAACCCAGCAUAUCAUCUCCUCCUGUCUGACCUGACACAUGGCCCCAACAGGCUGACAAACUGCCACAGCCAGCAAGAAAAGCCCCAAAACCUGUCCCAGGCAUGUGCUAUUGAUAUGGUUGAUAAAGGCCUACCAAUUCAGGAGGGACCGCCUCCUUACCCCGGAGCUCCGCCUCCUGGCCUGUCAGCAGCUCAUUAUGGAGAAGCUUCCGGAGUCGGGGGAAGCGUUCCUCAUUAUGCAGAAGCUGACAUCAUCAGUCUGCAAGGUGUUAGUGGUAACAAUACAUAUGCAGUCCCCGCCCUCUCAGCCACGCCCACUGAUUGUCCACUACUGCCCGAGUUGCCACGGGAACGACUUAUAUUCAAAGAAAAGCUGGGAGAAGGACAAUUUGGAGAGGUUCAUCUGUGUGAGAUUGAAAACCCUCAGGACCUCGCAAACCUUGAGUUCCCAUUUAAUGUCAGGAAAGGGCGCCCUCUGCUGGUGGCUGUGAAGAUUUUAAGGCCAGAUGCCUCUAAAAAUGCCAGGAAUGAUUUUCUGAAGGAGGUGAAGAUUUUAUCUCGCCUGAAGGAUCCGAACAUAAUCCGCCUGCUGGGUGUGUGUGUAAGCAGCGACCCAUUGUGUAUGGUCACAGAGUACAUGGAGAGCGGCGACCUCAAUCAGUACCUCUCCCAUAGAGUGUUGCUGGACAAGACCGGCCCUUCACAUAAUACACCAACCAUCAGCUACCCAGCUUUGAUCUCCAUGGCGAGUCAGAUCGCAUCAGGAAUGAAGUUCUUGUCGUCUCUGAACUUUGUGCACCGAGACCUGGCCACGCGGAACUGCUUGGUGGGUGGAGAGAGGGGUGAGGGGGAGGACCGCGGCGGAGAGCGCCAGAUAAAGAUAGCUGAUUUUGGCAUGAGCAGGAACCUCUAUGCUGGCGAUUACUACAGGAUACAGGGACGAGCUGUGCUGCCUAUUCGCUGGAUGGCAUGGGAGUGCAUCCUCAUGGUGAGAACUAUGUUUGCUCUAAUAAAUGAAAAUACACAGGAAUAUUAGUGACAAACUUUUUUUUAUUGAUUAGCUGCAUUCGGCGUGACGCUAUGGGAGAUGCUGAGUGUGUGUCAGGAGCAGCCGUACAGUCACAUGACCGAUGAACAGGUCAUUGACAACGCAGGGGAGUUUUUCAGAGACCAGGGCAGACAGGUGUACCUGUCUCGCCCGGCUGUGUGCCCACAGGGUUUGUAUGAGCUGAUGCUUAGCUGCUGGAACAGAGACUGUAAACUACGGCCUUCCUUUGCGUACAUUCACUCCUUCCUCACCGAAGACGCCAUGAACAUGGUUUAGAAAGUGACAGAGAGAUGAAAAGCGGAAGAACGUAAGAAAGUGUGUGUGGACCACAGGCUGGUGGUGUGUUUUUCAGCAGACACGGCUAAGCACUCUUAUGUAAAUUCGUGUCUUUUUUGAUGGGUGGGUUGGGGCAAAUAAAAGCCGCAGGUUCGGUGCCCCUAAAUGACCCACUUCUCACCCCUUAUCCUGAAAUCCUGAACUCUUCAAGCAACAUUUUAUCCCCAAAUCAUUUUAGACUCGCUGUUCCCCCUCUAUCAAUACUUAUCACAUCACUAUUCCACAGUAUUUAGUUUCACAGAGACACAAAUCUCCCAGAAUGCACCACAGAAAUGGUUCUUUUUUCUUUUUUUUUUCUCUGAAACAUUAUUCUGCCUGAUUUUUUCUCGGUGAACCUAAGAAUGAAACCUCUCUGUAAAUGUUUCCUGCUGUAAAACUGAAGUCUUUUGUGUUCUGUGAGGUCCAGUAAUGACGACUAAGCGCUGACGAUGGUCUAACGGGAAUAAUGUGGGAUUGGUUUUGGGAUAAAAUGUUGCUUGGCAUCUGAACCUUAAAUCCUGGUCCUCUAACCUGUAUCAAAACUGUCUCUUCAUUCCCUAGACACUGAAUAGAUCUCGAAACAUAAUCAUGUAAACUGGUGGAGGGUUUCAUAGCUAAAUGACAAAAGCACAAGGCUCUAUAAACUGUCCAUUUAGGGAAACAUUUGACAGAUAUGCGUAUUAAAACAUACAAUAGCAGAAAUACAGAAAUAGUGCAUAUUAAGUGAAAAUAGUGAAUAACAUUUGAAUCAGUAAAUUCAGUCUAACUUUGCUAGCAUUCGUAGUCAUGUAGACAAUCUGAGGCUGUAUCAGGCAGUUUUUCAUGUCUUUUCUGUGGUGGAGGGUAAUUCAUCAUUAAGAAAUGCUCGUUAAACAUUCAACACUGAGUGGGGCGUUUUCAUGGACAAAAACUACAAUUAUACAUUUUUAAUAAUUGUUAUAAUUCUGUAAGAACAAGGAAACCCACUCCACCGCUAUAAUGAUAUCAACAGAGAAACAAUAUGGUGGGAAUCGCUUUCAGAAUGCAGAAAGCCAAUCAAAAUCUGACUUUAAGGGGCUUAAGCAUUUAAACUGCAGCCUGUGCUUGUAAUAAACAGAGCAUUAUCGUGUGUUGGUAUCUCUUUCAUUCUUGGUUCGAGUGGGCCUUUCCUCAGUUAUCUCAACAUUUAGUCACUCCAUCCUUCAUUGACUACAAAGGCCUGUUCACACCAAGAAAAAUGACCAUAACGAUAAUUAUCUAGCAUUCACACCAAUAGACGAUCAUGUUUUGUUUAUUAUAAGCACUUGCUGCAGUUAUAUUGUCGUCCACUAUAAAUACUCGAGGAUUCUGAUUGGCUGUCAAUGUUUUAGCAUCCAUCAGCUAGAAAAACAAAAUAUUCUGAACGUAAUUCCAAUGAUAUUCUUUAAUUAAGGCCCAUUCUCACUAAGGAUGAUAACUAUAAAGCUUUAAUUAUUCGAAUUCUAACAAUAAGAAGUCCACACUACAACCACAAUGAUAAUGACACAAAGGAACAAUAUCAUUGUAAUCACUUUCAGAAUAAUCCCCCCCCCCCCGAAUCAGAAUCCACUUGACUUUAAAGAGCUUGAGCAUUUAAAGCGGCAGAAUAAUUGCAUCACAUGCUUAUGAUAAAUAUGAAGUUAUUAGACACCAAUAUAGUUAUUGUUCUUGGAGUGAACGGGCGUUAAGUGUGAAUGUGAUUUAUUUGAUGACACGAAAAAUGAUUGCAUAUGGUUUUUGAAAUGACCUGCCAGUAUGUGCACUGACUUGAAUAAGCUGAAUGCACAUCCUGAACUUUUGGGCAUCAGUAUAUUCUGUGUAGAAUUUAAAGAUGCUUUUGAAUGGGAUGUAUGGAAUUGGCUACCAAUGCAUUAUUUGAAAAGUCUGAAUAUGAGCCUGGACUUGCCAGAAAUGAGCCUGGAAGAAUUUGAAAGAGAAAGAGAGGAAAAAAACAAGCAGAGUGGCCACAGACAUGUACAUUUAUACCAAUAAGUUUGACAAAGUUAUUGCCUACAGAAUGAGAAAUGAACUGGAUGAACAGAAAAAUAAGCAAAGCAUUUGUCCUGAAUUUACUAUGUAAACCUGUAGGACAUUUGCAGGAAACUCUCUUAAAGCUACAGUACGCAAUUGCAUACUGCAGACUGUAGAUAAAGACCUCUUCCUCAUUUAAGAGUAAGACCGUGUGUGUAGGUGGGGGUGGAGAGCAACAUGUAUACUGUAAUAUACACAGAAGAAUGUGAUUCCCAAAUGGUUAUAUAACCAUGCUGAUUAUGCUUAUUGAAUGACCUUUAACUUUUUUUGGUACACUGAGGCCCUGAACCUUUAUUGUAUUUUUAUAUAUAUAGUUUUGGGCAUGUUCUGUCCUCAGCUAUUCAUGUUUCAUAAAUAAUGAAAAAUGUAAAUACUUCAUGGGACAUAAUUUUCUUCAUUAAUAUUGCUAUCUGUUAUUAAUCGGGUCUGUCUGUCUCUGUUUUAGACUUCCCUGCCUGUGUUAGUCGGUGUCAUUGCCUGUGCUGUUGUCUAUUUUUGUAGGUGUUUUAAUAAAGUAACCUUUUCAAAUAAA
This is a messenger RNA of Sinocyclocheilus rhinocerous, 5984 nucleotides long. Its product is annotated as epithelial discoidin domain-containing receptor 1-like. Gene Ontology annotation, molecular function: protein tyrosine kinase collagen receptor activity; ATP binding; collagen binding. NCBI's taxonomy places the organism in Eukaryota, Metazoa, Chordata, Actinopteri, Cypriniformes, Cyprinidae. The transcript has 18 exons. Gene Ontology annotation, biological process: cell surface receptor protein tyrosine kinase signaling pathway; protein phosphorylation; positive regulation of kinase activity. The record is from RefSeq and is a predicted model, not a curated record. Gene Ontology annotation, cellular component: signaling receptor complex; plasma membrane.